CAGAGAGGGCUGGCCACCAUGCACAGCUCCUGCAGCCCGUGGGGGAUGCUGCCCCAGCUGCCGCCGCUGCCCCUGUUGCUUCUGCUGCUGCUGACUGCCACUGGCCCUGCCACAGCCCUCACAGAGGACGAGAAGCAAACCAUGGUGGAGCUUCACAACCACUACCGCGCCCAGGUGUCCCCGCCAGCCUCAGACAUGCUGCAGAUGAGGUGGGACGACGAGCUGGCCGCCUUCGCCAAGGCCUACGCUCAGAAGUGCGUGUGGGGACACAAUAAGGAGCGCGGGCGGCGCGGAGAGAACUUGUUUGCCAUCACGGACGAGGGCAUGGACGUGCCGCUGGCCGUGGGGAACUGGCACGAGGAGCAUGAAUAUUACAAUCUCAGCACAGCCACCUGUGAUCCGGGCCAGAUGUGCGGCCACUACACUCAGGUAGUGUGGAGCAAGACUGAGAGAAUUGGCUGUGGUUCCCACUUCUGCGAGACGCUCCAGGGAGUGGAGGAAGCUAACAUCCAUUUGCUGGUGUGCAACUAUGAACCCCCGGGGAACGUGAAGGGCCGUAAGCCCUACCAGGAGGGGACGCCUUGCUCCCAGUGCCCUCUUGGCUACAGCUGCGUGAACUCUCUCUGUGAGCCGGAGAGAAAACCCGAAAAAGCGCAGGAUUCGCCUCCAAGGGUGACUGAAGUCCCAGGCUCCAGGGAAACCGGUAUUCCAUCCCUAGCAACCUCUGAAUCUCUACAUUUCUCCUCGGUAACAAAGGUCUCGGACUCCCUGGCAACCGAGCCCUCACCUGCGGUAGAAACAAAGGCCCCACCUUCCUUAGCAACCGAAGGCCCCUCCUCCAUGGCAACAGAGGCUCAGUCUUUUCUAACUGAGGUCCCCUCGGUUUCUGCAACGCACAUCCAGCCCUCACUGGAUGAAGGGCCAGUUAACUUCCUCACAUCAACACACAUCCCUGUCCCCAAACCUACGGACAAAGAAGCCAGCAGCAAGUCGAGAGCAGCCUCCGUGAGCCCAGAGAAAUCUCUGUAUCCCAAGAUGUCCCCGACAGAGACAGGAGUGUCCCCACCCCAAAUCCAGGAGUUGCCUGAGCCGGAGGACGAGUUGCCCGAGGCAGAGGUCGAAUUGCCUGAGGCAGAGGCCGAGUUGCCAGAGGCCAAGGCCGAGUUGCCUGUUUCCAGUGAGGUUUUGGUCCCAGUUCUUCCAGCCCAGGAGCGCGGUGGGCAGAAGGCCUCACUGGAACACUCCAGCUACCCUGUCCCCACAUAUCUGCCCAACUUCCCUAGUGCCUCAGGCAAUGCCACAGGUGGGCGCACCCUGGCCCUACAAUCAUCCCGGACAGGUGCAGAGGACCCUGAAAAGGCCAGCUGGGAUUCGAAGAACUCUGCUCCCGUGUGGGGCCCUUUCCCGGGACUGCUGCUGCCUCUCCUGCUGUUGGCUGGCAUAUUCUGAGGGGGACACUCAAAGGCCUGGUGAGACUGGCCUUGUGC
Rattus rattus (black rat) is the source of this 1487-nucleotide messenger RNA. It is a transcript of the gene Pi16, whose product is annotated as peptidase inhibitor 16. The transcript is spliced from 6 exons. The coding region runs from base 19 to 1449 and encodes 476 amino acids. Gene Ontology annotation, cellular component: extracellular region. The record is from RefSeq and is a predicted model, not a curated record. NCBI's taxonomy places the organism in Eukaryota, Metazoa, Chordata, Mammalia, Rodentia, Muridae.